Molecule: messenger RNA, 14770 nt
Organism: Pan troglodytes (chimpanzee)
Lineage: Eukaryota; Metazoa; Chordata; Mammalia; Primates; Hominidae
Gene: UBASH3B
Product: ubiquitin associated and SH3 domain containing B
Exons: 14
Coding region: 8319-10187 (622 amino acids)
Biological process (GO): regulation of release of sequestered calcium ion into cytosol; negative regulation of signal transduction; peptidyl-tyrosine dephosphorylation
Cellular component (GO): cytoplasm
Molecular function (GO): protein tyrosine phosphatase activity; protein binding
Source: RefSeq, a predicted model, not a curated record
GGAUGCCUAAAGCUGGGGGACGAGGGCGCGGGGUUCGAGUCCCGGGUACAGUGACCAGCCUCCGCCCCACCCGGGUGGAGCUCAGCGUUUCUCUCGCGCGCUCCCCUAGGUCUCCAGCGCCGAGCGCCUAGGGAGGCGGGGCCCUGCGGAGGACUCGGGCACCCUGUCCGUCUGGAAUACUGGGCUGGUCUGGGAUCCUCCGGUGUCUGGGAAAGGGCGAGAGACUGCGGGGCAGGGAGGCCGACGCCCCCGUUGCAGCGGCUUCCAGCUCCGGAUGUCGCUCUCGGGUUCGGUCUCCCCCUGGAGUAGGAGGAGCGGGAGCGUGGGUGUUCCUGCGUGUUCAUUGAUGGGGAGGAUGGAAUCAGAAGGAGAAGCGAUCCCUCCAGGGGACCUGGGUUCUCGUCAGUGGUGACGGCAGCUCAGAAAUCUGUGGGUGCCUGAGAGUAAGGAGGGGGAGCUGUUCUUCAUCCUUCCUCUAGGAGAGUGGGGUAGGAGAGGGCAGGGAGAGCGCAGGUGGCUGCCCCUGGAGCCUGCUGGGGAGAGGCCUGUUUGCCAGCAUAGGGUGGCGGCGGCCGGAGUCGUCUCAGGCCGGUCGGCUCAAGUCUCAGGGGCUGGAACUCUGCCUAAGAGGAAGCCAAGGCCCAGCGGCCAGGCCCUUCUCCCCUGGUUAAUCCCUGCCGUGCAGAUUACUUAGGUGGGGACACAAGGCCUGGCGUCCGGACUGGGCGCAGCUUCUUUUCAUCUUCCAAUUACAUCACCUUAACAGGAGAGUUGGCCAAACUUAAUCAGUGAGGGCCAAGUAAAUGAAAGUCCUUUUUAUUUUUUUCCCUUCUCACAUUUUUUUUUCAGGUGAUAACUUUAUUUGUGUAUUUAUUUUUCUGAGACGGAGUCUCGCUGUGUCGCCAGGCUAGAGUGCAGUGGCGCAAUCUCUGUAACUUCCGCUUCCCGGGUUCAAGCGAUUCUCCCACCUUAGCCUCCUGAGUAGCUGGGACCAUAGACAUGCGCCACCACACGGGGCUAAUUUUUAUAUUUUUAGAAGAGAUGGGGUUCCGCCAUGUUGGCCAGGCUGGUCUCGAACUCCUGACCUCAGGUGAUCCACCCACCUCGGUCUCCCAAAGUGCUGGGAUUACAGGCAAUAACUUUAUGUCUCCCCUCCCUUAUCUCUGGGCAAACCUUGUUUAUUCUCUACUAACUUGGUUGUAAUCUCUUAAUCAAAGUAGACCCUUGAAUUUGUUAUUCUCCAGGCUGCUGGGACACGUUGGAGUGGCCUUAGAAGGCUGCAAAAUGGACUGAUGGUUUCUGCCUUCCACUGACGUCCCAAUACGACUUCCUAAUACUAGGGCUCCAGUUCCUGAUACCAGAAUUACAGGGAGAAAAUGUGGGUUCUGCAGGGGUGUGUCAGGUGUGGACGCUUCAGGUGAAGUCGUCGGUGUGGAUGAUCAAUGUACACAGCUCUCCUUAAAAACUGGAGGUGGCGCUGGGUGUAACCCCAGCAGUUUGGGAGGCCGAGGCAGCCGGAUCACUUGAGAUCAGAAGUUUGAGACCAGCCUGGCUAACAUGGUGAAACCCUGUCUUUACUAAAAAUACAAAAAUUAGCUGGGUGGGGUGGUGCAUGCCUGUAAUCCCAGCUACUUGGGAGGCUGAGAUAAGAGAAUCGCUUGAGCCGGUAAGUGGAGGUUGUAGUGAGCCAAGAUCGCACCACUGCACUCUAGCCCGGGUAACAGAGCGAGACUUCAUCUCAAGAAAAAAAAAAAAAAAAAAAGCUGGAGGUGGGAGUGGGGAAGUCAGCUGGGGAAUGCUGCAGAAUUAGCAUAGUCUCAGGCUACUGCCUUUUUUGAAAUAAGGCCAGCAUUAAAAACCUAAAUUGCUUAAUUAAGGGAAGAAAUACUUAACUGAACUCCUCAGUCAUAUUUGAGAUUCAAAUUCAAAUCAGCUUUAAAGGGACACCUUUUCUCCUGCUCUGAGUCCAGGAGGUCUUGACAUGUCUUGACAGAUUAGCAUAAGGGUCAUUUUUGGCUUGCUCAACCCCUGAGGUCUCCUAAUAGCUAGCAUGUAUUGAAUACUUACUCCAUACUGUUCUAAGUACUUAUAUCUUUAUUACCCAUUUUAUCCUCCUAGCUACUCAGUGAGGAAGGUACCACAUGCCCAUUUUAUGAAUUGGGCAACUGAGGUUUAGAAGGGUUGCAUAACUGCUCAAGGUCACAACAGUAAGCAGUGAAGCUGGGAUUCAAACCCAGGUAUUCUAUCUGCACAGCCCAGGCCUCACACCAUCUAGGGCCAGUAGGGCCAGGAUAGAAAUGAUUGAAUGUGGGUAAAAUGCUUAGAACAGUUCCUGGCACAUAGUGAGCAAUCGUAAAGUGUUAGUUACUGUAUUAGCUUCCUGUGACUGCUGUAACAAAUUGUCACAAACUGAGUGGCUUAGAACAGCAGAAAUUUAUUCUGUCACAAUUGUAGAGACCAGGAGUUGAAAAUCAGUAUCACUGGGCUGAAAUCAAGGCAUCAGCAGGGCCCUGCUCCCUCUGGAGGCUCUAGGGGAAUCCACUCCCUGCCUCUCCUACCUUCUGUUGGGGGCUGGCAUUCUUUGGCUUGUGGCUGCAUCAAUCCAAUCACUGCGUUUGUGGUCAAAUUGUCUUUGUUUUCUGUCUGUGUCCAAUCUUCCUUGGCAUGUCUCUUAUAAGGAUACAUGUGGUUGUACUUAGGGCCCACUUGGAUAAUCCAGAGUAAUCUCCCCAUCUCAAGAUCAUUAUCUGCAAAGUCCUUUAAAAAAAAAAAUGUAUAAGGCAGCAUUCACAGCUUCUAGGGAUUAGGAUGUGGGUGUCUUUUGGGGGAUCAUUAUUUAGCCUAUCACAGCUAUUAUUGUAUUACUACUAGCACUGCCCCUCUUUACCAAAGAGGUAACAAGAGCAGGCCUGGAGAGAGGGAGGUUGGGUUUGCUGCUCUUUUUCUUAAAUUCUCUGCCUGGAAGGGAGUGAAGGUCUUGGAGUUCACCUGAUCUAGCUGGACUCCUUGCCCAGGCUUGCUUCCCUCCUCUACUUCAACCCAGAAAGGCUGAUGUGGUCGGCCUUCCCCCCAAUAACUUAGACCAGUAUGAAGAGGGGCCCUUGGAGGCUUCAGAGAACAGGCAUUUAACUUCAUUUUUGAGAGUUGAGAAGAAAGAGCAAGGGCAUCGGGCUUAGCUCAUCAGAAGCUUCUCUCUUGAGCUUUACACCUGGAGGACUGAGCAUAAUGAAAAUCCAAAGCCCCAAAGAGCAGUGAUGGUCUCCUGGGUCUAGAAGACUUGGAUGUGAUGCUUUAAGAAGGGUUAAGAUGGUUGUCUCAAACCUGGCCCUUUUGACAGACUGACAUUAGCCAGGGCUGACAGCUCUAGGCCCUUUUGACAGAGUGACAGCAGCCAGGGCUGACAGCUCUAGUUUCCCCUAUGGGUGUAACUGGGUCUGGUGGUGUGCGGCAGCAAGAAGGGGCACUCAGGCCAGGCUCUUGGUGGGCUGGCAGAGAGGGUUGAGGCCAGCAAGGCUGGAUCCCACCCAGCCCGUGCUGGGCUGCACUGUGCUGUGGUCUUGCAAAAGUCACAUAGUCCCCUCAGGGCCAUGCUGUUGCCCUCUGAGGGGAACGCAAUUAAUGACUGCAUGCUUGUUAAGUGCUUGACAGAGCUAAGAGGACCAGAGGGCUGCAGGGCUGGCUCAAGCAGGGUGACCUCAGGGUGUGCUCUCUCUAGCUCAUUACUCCCUGGAGCUGGGCUAGGUUUUUUCCAUUCCACUAUAUGAACUUCAGUCCAACUUAGACACUGCUAUAGGAGAAUUUGCCUCAUGGAGAAGGACUGAGAAGUGGCGAUUUCACGGUGUGUGUGUGCGUGUGCGCUCGUGUGCAAGUCCAAGUUAAGGAGGUGUUCGGGAGGCAUCAGGAAGGAAACCUUUCAAAGGUCAAAAUGGCCAAUCGCUUCCUUUUUUCUAUGCCCACUAGCACUUCCCUGUUUUAAGGGUUCUAAAAAUAAGGGUCCAGCUUCCUCGAGGCUAGUGAGGUUGGUUGGAAGGAAAAGAAAGAAUGUAUUGGGGGCAAAGACCUGAGGAAGAGGAGACCUCACAGGCCAGGAGAGGGUCUGAGCCUAACACCGGAGAAGAUGGGACAGGACUCAGGUCAGAGCCAUCACUUUGCACAGCCGGAUCCGAUGUCAGAGCACUGUCAUCCCCCUGCUGACCUCUGGUUUCUGGGGAGACAGGCUCUCAUCUCUUCUGUAGCUUGGGGCUGAUGCUGGGCCUAGGAGCAAGUCACUGAAUAAUUGAAUUGGAGGAAUCCUCGCUGAUACAACCCUGAUGAGUUUUUUGAUUAUUUUUAUUUUUUGAGGCUGCUGGUGGCUAGAACUUUGUCUACAACAAAUGGCUUUUUAAUGUUUCCAGUGAUUAAGAGAUAAUAGUCUUGGGAAGGACACUGUGGCAGGGGUCAAAGGUCCUAAGGUCUGGUCUAGCUUCUGAAUGACAUCUGUACCUUUUAGGUCUUCUAUUUAACCUCUUUUCCUUAAUAUCUUCACCAGCUUCUGUGCAUGGCAAGACCUGUCAUGUGUCACGGGCCUUUCCAAAGACAAAAUGAGAUAACAGACAGAAAAGAACUUGGGAAAGUUAAAGAUAGGAUCAGGAUGCAAGAUGUGAUUGGGGCAUUAUUGUGUUGGAUUGGAAGAAGGGAGAGGAGGUGAGAUGGUGGUUGAGGUGUCUGGCGAGGAUUUACGUGUAUUAUUGGAUUGUCCUUUUUUUUCUACUGAGAAUAUUUGAACAAUGCCAAAUUAAAGAGCAAGGCAGUGGCAGAAGGAAAGAGCUGGAAUGAGCGCUUUUGACUUGGCUUUGGACAGUAAGCUGUGUUAGCUAUGCCUCACUGCCCAAAGAUAAAAGCAGCUCCAAUUUGGCGGCAUGAGGAGUUGAGAAGCAGCAUGUGGAGCCCAUGAAUUAAAGUAUCUGGUUUCCCUGGCUUUUUCCAGCUUACCUGUUGGUUGACAUUGGAUCCUCUGAGAACACUUGGCCAACCCAACAUCUCUGAAAUGUAGCUGACUCUGGCGUGGGGGCUGCAGCUGCUUUCCCAGCCUUGGAUAGACAGAAAGAGGAAAAACUGGAACCCACCUGGAGCUGAAGGGCUCUUAUAGGUGGGCAGGGCAAGGAAGUCUCUAAUCUACCUGCUGUGACUGUGCACCCACAUAACACGCCCUUCUAUCUGUGUUAUUAUACACUGUAAAAAUUGCUCUUAUGUGUAUUAGAUACCCCACAGCAGUCUUGUGAGGUAAAGCACACAACAUAUGCUUUGUUUUAAGAUGAGACUGGAGGCUUAGAGGAGCUCAGGACGUGUCUAGAGUCACACAGUUGGUAUGCAGGGACUGCACUGCCAUAAGAGCCUCAGGCUAAACUGCAAGUCUCCUGAACUUUCCAGGCUACACGAGGUCCUGGUUCCAAAAAAAAAAAACAAACAAAAAAACAAACAAAAAAAUACCUUGAUAUGCUUUUUUUCUUUUUUUUUUUUUGAGACAGAGUUUCGUUCUUGUUGCCCAAGCUGGAGUGCAAUGGCGUGAUCUCAGCUCACUGCAACCUCUGCCUCCUAGGUGUCAAGUGAUUCUCCUGCCUUAGCCUCCCAAGUAGCUAGGACUAUGGGUAUGUGCCAUCAUGCCCAGCUAAUUUUGUAUUUUUAGUAGGGACAGAGUUUUAUCAUGUUGGUCAGGCUGGUCUCGAACUCCUGACCUCAAGUGAUCAUCCCGCCUUGGCCUCCCAAAUCCACCUGGGAUUACAGGUGGGAGCCACCAUGCCUGGCCAGCCGAUGUGCUUUUUUUAAAAAAACUUUCUUGAGUUAUAACUCAUGUACAAUAAGCUAACCCUAUUUAAAGAUUGAUACAUUUUGACAACUGUACCUGUGUGAUUACCUGCUACAAGACACAGUACAUUCACUGCCCCUAAAAGUUUCGUUUGUACCCCUUUGCGGUUAGUCCUCUCUCAACCCCCAACCCUGAGCAGCCACCAGUCGCUUUUUCUUUUCUUUUCUUUUUUUUUUUUUUGAGACAGUUUCACUCUUGUUGCCCAGGCAGGAGUGCAAUGCUGCGAUCUCAGCUCACUGCAUGCAACCUCUGCCUCCCAGGUUCAAGUGAUUCUCCUGCCUCAGCCUCCCAAGUAGCUGGGAUUACAGGCAUGCACCACCACGCCUGGCUAAUUUUGUAUUUUUAGUUGAGACAGGGUUUCUCCAUGUUGGUCAGGCUGGUCUCGAACUCCUGACCUCAGGUGAUCCGCCCACCUCGGCCUCCCAAAGUGCUGGGAUUACAGGCAUGAGACACCACGCCCAGCCCAGUUGCUUUCUUUCACUGUACAUUAGUUUGCAUUUCCUAGAUUUGCAUGUAGGUCAUACAGUGCACACCCUUGUACUUGGCUUCUUUCCUUCAGCAUAUUUUUUAGACUCAUCCUGCAUGUAUCAAUAGUUUAUCUCUUUUAAUUGCUGAGUAGACCUUCAGGUAUUUGGAUGUGCUAGUAGGGUAAUUAUAACCCCUUGCACACAGCUUCUAUGAAAAUUCCCUCUUACGCGCUAAUGUCUUUUUUAUUUUUUUAUUUUUUGAGAUGGAGUCUUGCUCUGUUUCCCAGGCUGGAGUGCAGUGGCACAAUCCCGGCUCACUGCAACCUCUGCCUGCCGUGUUCAAGCAAUUCUCCUGCCUCAGCCUCCUGAGUUACUGGGACUACAGGCACACGCCGCCAUGCCCAGCUAAUUUUUUGUAUUUUAGUAGAGACAUGAUUUCACCAUGUUGCCCAGGCUAGUCUCGAACUCCUGAGCUCAGGCAAUCCGCCUGCUUUGGUCUCCCAAAGUGCUGGGAUUACAGGCAUAAGCCACAGCGCCUGGCCUUAAGCCAGAAUUUCUAAUAAUACCUUAAGUUUUUAGACCAUGUUCGAGUUUACAAAGCAGAGUCACAUACAUAAUCACUAUUAAGUCUCAGACAUUGAUAAUUUAAUGAGGAAACUGAGGUUUGGAAGAUUAAGUGCUACAGAGAUUGAAGAGUAUCCUGCCUCACUGUUCUAUCCUGUGGCUUUGAUCACCACCUGCUCCCCACCCUCAGCUGCCUCAAAGUCCAGCUCCCUUUCAGGGAGUGGACAGUCAUUCGCAGAGCUAAAGGCGUUGCUUUUCAGAGAGGCAGCCAACCUAGGGAAUCCUGUGUCUCCCGCCAGCUUUGCUCCGGCUGAUGAUGAUGUGGUGGUACUAUCACUGCCUCCCCAAUCCCAGCCGGCAUAAGCCUGUGUAAGGGUAUCUCCUUUCUUGGCCAUCCAGAAGCUGAAGAGACCCCAUCAUUAUCUGCCCCAUCCAUCCUGCCCUGAUAGACAGAAGUCUGAACUUGUGGCAGCCUGGCUUUGAAUUCCAGCUCUGCCCCUUACCAGCUGAGGGACUGACCUUGGGCAAGUUGCUGAACAUGCUAAGCCUCAAUUUUCCUGUCUGUACAAUGCAGACAAUAACAGCACUUGUCUUGAAGGACCUUUGUGAGAGAAGGGUGCCAAACCACGCAAACAGCUGGAGAGCGCCUGGCAUUGGGCACACCCUCAGAAAUGAGGUCGGUAUUAGUGCUACUGAAGUGGUGAUGUUACUCCACAUGGCUCCCUCUGUGGUUUGGUUCGUUGGUCGCCUUCCACUUUUAUGGUUCUCUGUUCCUCACUGAGCUCUGGGUGUAAGGCAGUAAGGUAGGGCAGAGGCCAGUGGAUGCUUUCUCCCUGAUAACUGCAUUCUGCUCUCUGUGCUUCUCUCUCUAGAGUGCCCAGAGGGGUGCGGGGCCUGAGAAAAAGCAGACCCAGGGCAGAGAGAGCACCGCCCAAGCUGCUGACUAUAAUAAAUGGCAGGGGCUGGGGACUGGAAGGGGUACCAUAUGGUUGUCUUCUGAUUACUUUCAAAUGGAAUCAGACUCAAGCCUAAGAGAGAGAGUGGGGAGAAAAAACCACACUCAAGAAUGGAUCCUCUCUGCACGGUGACAGACUCAGCCAAGCAGAAUGCAGAGCCAUUGCCAGGAGAAUGAGAUGACUAUGAUCCUCAUUGAACUGAACACUUUUGUCAUUUUCAUGGAUGGAUUCUCCCAGGGGCCACUUUGUAUUUGCCCAAAGGCUUAUGGAGAAUCUGUGGUUUUUCUCUUUUCCCUGGAGGAUGGGUGGGUAGAUGUGGCAGUGAUCGCAGUCCUCUGGACCCUCUGCCCGGGGCCCUCGGUAUGUGAUAAGUGAUCCCUUUUCUUGUUUCAUCUUGCUCACAUCCCUGUUUUCCUGGUGACUUUGCAGUCAUGCUCUUUGCCACCUACUAUCUAUGACGGUGAGGCCCAUGGUGAAGUGUCCUAGAUGAACAUCCAGAAACUGCCUGAGCUCUUACUGUGCAUGCAGCACCCUGCUAAAUUCUGUGCAGUUCUCCGGAGGAAAAGACAAAAAGCCUUGGCAUCCACGGGAGGAAGAAGUGUUCAGGCAGCAUGUGACUGGUUAUUCUCCCAUGUCGGUGACCCCUUCCUGGAUGACCCCCUGCCCCGGGAGUACGUCCUCUACCUCCGUCCCACCGGCCCCUUAGCACAGAAGCUUUCCGACUUUUGGCAGCAGUCGAAGCAGAUCUGCGGGAAGAACAAGGCACACAACAUCUUCCCCCACAUCACACUCUGCCAGUUCUUUAUGUGCGAGGACAGCAAGGUGGAUGCCCUGGGGGAAGCCCUGCAGACCACGGUCAGUCGCUGGAAAUGUAAGUUCUCGGCCCCGCUGCCCCUGGAGCUCUAUACGUCGUCCAACUUCAUCGGCCUCUUCGUAAAGGAAGACAGUGCGGAGGUCCUCAAGAAGUUUGCUGCUGACUUUGCUGCAGAGGCUGCAUCCAAAACCGAAGUGCAUGUGGAACCUCAUAAGAAGCAGCUACAUGUGACCCUGGCUUACCACUUCCAAGCCAGCCACCUACCCACCCUAGAGAAACUGGCCCAGAACAUUGACGUCAAGCUAGGGUGUGACUGGGUGGCUACCAUAUUUUCUCGGGAUAUCCGAUUUGCUAACCAUGAGACAUUACAGGUCAUCUACCCCUAUACCCCACAAAAUGACGAUGAGCUAGAGCUGGUCCCCGGGGACUUCAUCUUCAUGUCUCCAAUGGAGCAGACCAGCACCAGCGAGGGUUGGAUCUAUGGCACGUCCUUAACCACCGGCUGCUCUGGACUCCUGCCUGAGAAUUACAUUACCAAGGCUGAUGAAUGCAGCACCUGGAUAUUUCAUGGUUCUUAUUCAAUCUUAAAUACAUCAUCGUCCAACUCUCUCACAUUUGGGGAUGGAGUAUUGGAGAGGCGGCCUUAUGAGGACCAGGGGCUCGGGGAGACGACUCCUCUUACUAUCAUCUGCCAGCCCAUGCAGCCGCUGAGGGUCAACAGCCAGCCCGGCCCCCAGAAGCGAUGCCUUUUUGUGUGUCGGCAUGGUGAGAGGAUGGAUGUUGUGUUUGGGAAGUACUGGCUGUCCCAGUGCUUCGAUGCCAAAGGCCGCUACAUACGCACCAACCUGAACAUGCCUCAUAGUUUACCUCAGCGGAGUGGUGGUUUCCGAGAUUACGAGAAAGAUGCUCCCAUCACUGUGUUUGGAUGCAUGCAAGCAAGACUAGUGGGUGAAGCCUUAUUAGAGAGCAAUACCAUUAUCGAUCAUGUCUAUUGCUCCCCGUCCCUUCGCUGCGUUCAGACUGCACACAAUAUCUUGAAAGGUUUACAACAAGAAAAUCACUUGAAGAUCCGUGUAGAGCCCGGCUUAUUUGAGUGGACAAAAUGGGUUGCUGGGAGCACAUUACCUGCAUGGAUACCUCCAUCAGAGUUAGCUGCAGCCAACCUGAGUGUUGAUACAACCUACAGACCUCACAUUCCAGUCAGCAAAUUAGUUGUUUCAGAAUCCUAUGAUACUUAUAUCAGUAGAAGUUUCCAAGUAACAAAAGAAAUAAUAAGUGAAUGUAAAAGUAAAGGAAAUAACAUCCUGAUUGUGGCCCACGCAUCUUCCCUUGAAGCGUGUACCUGCCAACUUCAGGGCCUGUCACCUCAGAACUCCAAGGACUUCGUACAAAUGGUCCGAAAGAUCCCAUAUCUGGGAUUUUGUUCCUGUGAAGAAUUAGGAGAAACUGGAAUAUGGCAGCUGACAGAUCCACCAAUCCUUCCUCUUACCCAUGGACCAACUGGGGGCUUCAACUGGAGAGAGACCUUGCUUCAAGAAUAAACCACACCAGUGAACGAGAAGGAAAGGCCUUUUGGAGUGUGUCUUUCUGUGUGUUUAAAAACAGUGGGAAAAUCCACACCACAUUCUAAGUGGACAGCUCAGAAUAAUUUAGCAUAUUUCCUUUCACACUUAAAGUUCUUAAGAUGAGACUGUGUAAAUGAGAGAAAGACUUGAUUCAGAGGAAAAAAAUGUGUUCUCUCUGGACUCUUGCCUAGCUCACAAGGCUUUGGAGAAUUGUCUUCCUAAAUCGGGGCACCUGCUACAGAAGAGAAUGUUUUGUUCCCUCCGGGUAUGCACAGCUAAGGGGCCUCAUUUCUCCCAGAGGGAGCUGCUGGCCCACUCUAAGGGGUGCAAGAGGAAGGAGUGUGCCCAGACCAGCUGGGGGAGCACUGAAAGGACAGCUUGGGGAUGGAAUUUUUUUUUUUUUUUUAAUCUCCAUUUUCCAGUUAGGUAGAGCCAAGCUGAGGAAUCCUUUUAAGAUUAUUAGAAAACAUGCCCUAAAGAGAGUUGUUCUUAGGUUACACAUGAAAUCCUACCAUCACUAGCCCCCAUACACCAGUGUUGCUGGCUGAAGACACCCGCUUAAGGAUGCUAACAUUUACCCUGGUACUGCCACAUUUUCUCUAGAGCAGCUGGCCCUUCUUGCUACAGCCCUAUCCCCACCUUGCUUCUGUGAAAUGGGGAGACAAAGCACUUUUGCUCUCCAAAGCACUUUUGGAUACUCAGGAGGAAAGAUAAGAUACAUGUUUGAAGUAUUCAAUCAUAGGAGCAAAGAACUUGCAACAUAUGAAGUGACUUGGAAUUAACCAUGUUGUAGCCUAACGUGCUACUGCAUUUCUAAAUCAUCAAUAUUUGCUUGUCUUUGCCCCUAGACUCUAGACUAUGUUAACUAGUUAAGGAUGUUACAUUUUGAAAGGAUGUAUGUUAGGUAUAUUAUUUGCAGCAAGAAGUUCAUUCUGUGCAAUAUGGACAUGUUUGCAAACCAUACCAAGGGUCAGGUUGUUGUACACUUACAGUACGUGUCAACCAUAAUGGAACAUCCACAAAUGCAUCAAUUAUACCAGGGAUGUAUAGUAAGUCAGGGAACUAAUAUAAAUGAUGACAGUCAUGGCUGCACUGCUACUUGUGCUGUCGUUUUGUUUGUUUUUCUAUGAUAAUUUAAAAUACAUAGGUAGGGCUACUGAGGAAAUUUGGAGAGCCACAUUCUGUGGUUUCUCAUUAUACUUACUUCCUGCAUUUAGAGGGAGUUUAUUUAAAAGAAAUAAAUGACAAUCAAACCAAAUCAUCAGUUAUCAAUGUCUGUUUAAUUGUGUGACUAUCUGACUGUUGAUGGCCACAGAUGAUGGUCUCCUAUGGUAUAGUUCACUCUGUAGAAGAUGUAUGCAAAGUGAAAUGCCAGCCCUUUAAAGAGACAUUAGUUAGUGUAAAAUGAAUCUUUACAUGUUGCAGUAACAUUGACUAUGUUUCAAAACUCAGAUGCAUAAAACGUAAGGUAUAGAAAAAGAGAUCUAUGCUUGCAUUUGAAACUACAACUUGAUAACCCCUAGAAAGAAGAGGACAUGAAAGGAUGCUGGCUAUAUAUGUUAAUCAGCAAAAGGAUUAUAGUUGUUUUGUUUUGUUUUUAGAGACAGGGUCUCACUAUAAUGCUUAGACUGGUCUUGAACUCCUGGGCUCAAGCGAUCCUCCUGCCUCUGUCUCCCAAAGUGCUAGGAUUACAGGUGUGAGCCACCACACCUGGCCCAUAGUUGUAUUUUUUUUAGGUCACUUAGAAAAAUAUGUCAUGUAUUUUACAUUUUGAGAAACAAAUCAUGGUUUCUUCUAGCGUUGCGCAAACACUGACCCAGCUUCUGGGUAUGGAAAUAACCCUGUGAUGAUGUGUUAAUAUAAAAUGUUAGGAGGGAAUAUUCCCAAUAAAGGUCUUAAAGAAAAGUCACAUUACAACUAAUGGAAUGGCUCUACCAUUCAUUCUUCUGGUAUUUGUAAUGAAGUGAAUCCACUGUUUAAUCAGAUCCAUAAUCUUUAACAGAUUCACCACAAAUUUUCAUGGGCGUUGAGUGCUCAGAAUAAUGCUUGAACGCCUCACCUUGAAACUGUAGCAGUGUGUUCUGGGCAGUAUCUGUAAUGUAUGAAAUAGAGUCUGGAAUAGGUUAUCCACUCCAUCUUCUAGGUUAUCUGAGUCAUAUGACGAACUGAUAAAUCUGUCUGACUGGGCUACAAUCCAUUGUUCUUAGUCCAAUAUGGACACCGCCUUAGGCAAUGGUCUAGAUAAGCAAAAGGAGAUAGAGAUCUGAAAUAAUUUUCCGAAUAAUUCAGGUGGAAAACAAGAAAGAGUGUAUUUCUCUGCUUUCAUUUCAAUUUCAUUAUUUCAAAUUGCUUGUCAAAAUGGCCCAAAAGAUCUGAAUUCACAUUAAGUUCCCCUUGCACACUUACCUAUUUAAAAAACUAAACUUGCACUGCAACUGAGAAAUUAUUCGUAAAUCAUGUGGCAUCUAUGUAUAAUAAAAGAAACAGACAACUAUAUUACUCAAUUUCAUAUACAUCCAAAAAGUAUAGGCUAAUAUAUAUAACCUGAAGUUGCAGCUGGUUCUUUUUGAUCUGAAGCUGAUGCUUAUUAGAACAAAUGAUGUAUGGGGAGAGGAGAAGGAAGGGCAAGGAAGGAAUUGACAGAUAAGAAGCAAAUGGUUUCUUGUACAGAGGAAUUUUGUUUUAAUGUAGAAAGUUAUUUGAAAUAAACUAGGUGAAAUGAAAUUAACUAAAGGUUUUAAUCUGGGAUUGAAAGCCUGAAAGCAUUUCCUGCUUCUACAAGUGUGCCACAUCAAUCCGGUAAUGCCCCAGUGUUAUUCACAGAUAGAACUUUGUUUCCUGUGAUUUUAAAAUACCGCGUCUGUUCCUCCAUGGACCAGAGUAAUUGGCACAUUUUAAUGCAUAAGCUGGGGGUUUCAUUUUCCCAGGCUCUCUUCACCAUCACUGCAUUGGUAGCUAGGAGCUUAUUGCUUCACCCCAGUAUGGAGUUCAGAUUACAGUGUUUUCCAUUACAUUUAGAUUCAUAGAAUCUGAAUGGCUGAUUAAAUGGCCAUCUGAUGGCUGAAAGAGGGGGGUAUUUUUCACUCUGUAGUGAAAGGCUUGGAGGAGUUUCUACUUUUUAUUUUAAUUAUACUUUAACCAAAGAAUUAUUUUAAAGUAACCUUAUAUUUAAAAGAUGAUUUUGCAAAAAAUAAAAAAUAAAAAAUAUGCCUUCUGGAGUGAUGUCUGUUUGGUAAAUCAUUGUUGAUAAUUUCCUUGUUAGUGGUAUUUGGAAUGCAUAUAGAUUGUCUUGUCAUUGUGCUUAACAUUACCAUAAGUGUAUCUUUUCCACUCAACUAGCUGUAUUUGUAUUAAAAUGAAGUCUCUUAUUUCAAUUACCUUGUGUUGUUGGGAACUAAUUGAACAGCUACAGUAAGAGAAGUUCCUAUCUCAUUGCCUUUGUGGAAAGGCUUCCCUAUGUGGUAAAAGAAAGGCAUUCCUCCGUAACCUAGGCACUCUGCAAGUCCAGUGUUUAAUUUCAAAGCAGUGAUGAAUUGCUCUUUUGAAAUUACUCUAAGUAAUCCAUGUGUUAGAAUACAGAUGAACCUCCGUUUGAUUUCACAGGCUUCAGCACAGGCAAUUGUUACUGAGUCUGCACGAACUUAGAUAAUGAGGUGCAGGGUUAUUUGCAUUUAAAUUGCAAUCCAGCACACGUGUGAGAAAGAAGAGGCGCUAGUCUAAAAGGCUGCAUUGCGGGGAGAGAUGAGACAGGCAGAGGAGGGUGGGGUAAAGAGCGAUUUAACAUCUAUUUAGGUUAAUGUUCACUUUACAAAGGUGAUGGGGGAUAUUUUGUUAGGUGAUAGCAGAUGCUUUUCAUUUUUAAACAUAGGAUUAAAAUUGGAUUUGCUUCUCUUUAAUACUUCAACACAUUGAAUUUCCCUAGGAAAGUGACUAGCUAUAAUGAAAAUUCAAGCGAAAAGGGAAAAAGAUUGUAAAUGCAGAUGAAAUAACUUCAUUUUUAAGUACAAAUAAUAGUAGGAUUGGUGUAUGUAGGUUUAAAAUUAUAGUGAUGACUAGUCGAACUUAAUAUACAAUCAGUUCUUACAAAUACUUUACACUUAGCUGCCAUUACACAACAAAUUGGAAUUUUCCAGCUGUUCAACUGUCAUGGACUCUGUACAGGAUAGAUGUGUACAAUGGGAAAUAUGUACUGCUUCUUUCUUUGAUUGCCACUCAAGAUGGAAACACCAUGCCAAGGCAUUUUGGUUAUACACAGAUCGUUCUAAACCUGUUAUUUUGGAGAGGUGUAUUGGUUUCUUUCUCAUUUAUAAGGCUAUUGUAUUUUUUUUGUAUGUGAUUCAGGUGUAUUUAUUUGAAGAAUAUUUGUAAUUAUAGGAAAACCACACCUACCUGUAUUGCCAAAUUCUUUGUAAACUCUCCGUGGCACUUGUGCUUUCCUGGCUGAGAGCUCUCCCCUGUUGAUACAGCUAUGGCACCAUUGUAAUUACAGAUGCACCUUUCAGGAGCAUCUCCAUUAAAUGGUUCAUAGAUGAUUUAAUAAAAAGAAACUUCUCAGUUGA